This is a messenger RNA of Oncorhynchus masou masou (cherry salmon), 2874 nucleotides long. Its product is annotated as phosphofurin acidic cluster sorting protein 2-like. NCBI's taxonomy places the organism in Eukaryota, Metazoa, Chordata, Actinopteri, Salmoniformes, Salmonidae. Gene Ontology annotation, biological process: protein localization to plasma membrane. The record is from RefSeq and is a predicted model, not a curated record. Gene Ontology annotation, molecular function: transmembrane transporter binding.
AAACAAGCGAGGAGAAAGGAGGAGCAGUUCGCCUGGAACAAGCCUCUGCGCUGACUCCCCAUUGUACCAACUUAACCGCAUGAAUAAUUCAUUAAACUUGCUAACGCACAUUAAGACAAAGACAUAUUUUAGUCAGAUAGCUAUCAUUUUUUUUACCGCCUCGGCUCGUGUGGACGUUUAACCAGCCUCAUAACGAGCCAUGGCGGAGCGAAGUGGCCGGUUGAGCCUCGGUGGAGGGGGACUCAACAGACCCGUGCCUAUGAACCUGUUCGCCACAUGGGAAAUAGAUGGAUCUUCCCCGAGUUGCAUCCCGAGGUUGUGCAGUCUGACUCUGAAGAGGUUGGUGGUCCUGAGGGAGCUGGACAAGGAACUCAUAUCGGUGGUCAUCGCUGUCAAGAUCCAGGGUUCCAAGAGGAUCCUGAGGUCCCAUGAGAUAGUGCUGCCCCCUAGUGGCUCAGUGGAGACUGACCUGGCUCUCACCUUCUCACUGCAGUACCCUCACUUCCUGAAGAGUGAGGGUAACAAGCUCCAGAUCCUGCUGCAGAGGAGGAAGAGAUACAAGAACAGGACUAUCCUGGGAUACAAGACCCUGGCUGUAGGAACCAUCGAUAUGGCUGAGGUGAUGCAGCACCCCACGGAGGGGGGCCAGGUUCUGUCUCUGUGCAGUAACCAGAAGGAGAUGCUGGGUAAAGUAGCUGAGAUCUGGAUCUUCUCACUGUCCAGUCAGCCGAUAGACUACGAGGAGGCCGCUCUGCAGGAGGGAACCAAGAUCAAAUGCUCAGAUAACUACUGUGAGAGUUUCUCUUCAGAGCAGGAAGCCAGCGACGACAGGGUCAGGUCAGACCUGGAGGAUGAUGAGUAUGAGGUGAGGAAGCCUAAGAAGCAGAGAAGGUCCAUCGUAAGAACUGCUUCAAUCACCAGGCAGCAGAACUUUAAACAGAGAGUUGUGGCUCUGCUGAAGAGAUUUAGAGUCUCAGACGAGGUGUUGGACUCUGAGCAGGACCCGGCAGAACCCCCUCCAGAGGUAGAGGAGGAUCUGGACCUGGAGAGUCUGGACCUAGAGAACCCCAGUGACAGUGGACCGGAACUAGACGAUGACGACAGUGUCCUCAGCACCCCGAAACCCAAGCUGAAGCCAUAUUUCGAGGGCAUUUCUCUCUCCAGUUCUCAGACAGAGAUCGGCAUCCACACCAGCCCGGUGCAACCAGACCCGACUGAGAGCAGCGGGGCCACGUUCCAGGUCGACAGUGUCUCAGAGAAGGGCUCAUAUCAGGAAGAGCAACCUGAGGCAGUGACCCCCACCACAGAGCUGGAGAUGGAUAACAUGGACACCUUCCUGGAGAAGCUGCCCCCUACUGGCAAGAUGAAGAAGACCGAGUCCCUCAUCAUCCCUUCCAACAGAUGGCAGGAACCUAAGUUGGCGGGGAGGAGAGGGAGGAGUACAUCCCUAAAGGAGCGCCAGCCCAACAGACCACAGAACGAGAGAGCCAACAGCCUGGAUAACGAACGCUCCCUCGACACACACUGCCAUCUACAGAUCCCCAGGAAGACUGUGUAUGACCAGCUGAACCACAUCCUGGUGUCUGACCACCAGCUACCUGACAGCAUCAUCCUCAUCAACACAUCUGAUUGGCAGGGCCAGUAUCUGUCAGACGUUCUCCAGAACCAGCACCUCCCGGUGGUGUGUACCUGUACUACAGCAGACAUCCAGGCCGCCUUCAACACCAUCGUCUCACGCAUACAGAGAUUCUGUAACUGCAACAGCCAGACGCCCAUCCCCAUAAAGAUAGCUGUGGCUGGAGCUCAACACUAUCUCGGUGCAGUCCUCAGGCUGUUUGUAGACCACCUCUCUUACAAGACCCCUGAUUGGCUGGGCUACAUGAGGUUCCUCAUCAUACCACUAGGAUCUCACCCAGUCUCCAAGUAUCUGGGUACCAUCGACUAUCGAUACAACAGUUUAUUCCAGGACACUGCGUGGAGGGACCUGUUUCACACACACGACGCUCCAGUCAUAGUGCAGGAGAGUCCAGAUGUGGUUUCCAGGGUAACCCAGUAUAUGGUCGGGGCCAACGGAGUUCACCAGCUCCCCAUCGCUGAGGCCAUGCUCACAUACAAACAGAAGAGCCCGGACGAGGACUCUUGUCAGAAGUUCAUCCCCUUUGUCGGGAUGGUGAAAGUUGGACUGGUGGAACAGUCAUCAGCAACAUCAGGUGACUCGGACGAUGCAGCUCCCAUGGCGACAGCCCUUCUCUCCUUCACCCCUCCUCAGGUGUCCCCCGCCCUGAAGGAAGCCACGCCCACCCCUCCCUCCUCCCCCUCUGUCAACUCAAGCUUCAGCUCAUACAGGUACAGCUACACACAAACACAACACCUGCUGAUGGGACUACAGGUGGACUACUGGGUGGCUCCCUCCCCGGCUGACAGGAAGAGAGACGUGGAGAAAGACUCGUCCUCCUCCAAGAACACUCUGAAGUGUACGUUCCGCUCGCUGCAGGUCAGCAGGCUCCCCCAGGCCGGGGCCCAGCCACAGCCCGCCAUGUCCAUGACCGUGGUCAUGAAGGAGAAGAACAAGAAGGUGAUAUUCCUGCCAAAGAAGACUAAAGACAAGGAUGUGGAGUCUAAGAGCCAGGUGAUCGAUGGCAUCAGUCGACUGAUCUGCACUGCCAAGCACCAGCAGACCAUGCUGAGGGUGCUGAUCGACGGCGUUGAGUGGAAUGACGUUAAGUUUUUCCAGUUGGCGGCACAGUGGUCGUCUCACGUCAAACAUUUCCCCAUCGGGAUCUUCGGACACAGUAAAGGGCCUUACUGACAAGCGGCGCGUUGCCAUAGUAGUGGGCCCCGUUACCAUAGAGACUCAUCUGGAACGGAGGACAG